Messenger RNA from Oryzias melastigma (Indian medaka), 1642 nucleotides. RefSeq names its product synaptobrevin-like 1 (gene vamp7). Lineage: Eukaryota; Metazoa; Chordata; Actinopteri; Beloniformes; Adrianichthyidae. The record is from RefSeq and is a predicted model, not a curated record. Gene Ontology annotation, cellular component: SNARE complex; membrane. Gene Ontology annotation, molecular function: SNAP receptor activity; SNARE binding. The transcript is spliced from 8 exons. Gene Ontology annotation, biological process: vesicle fusion; exocytosis. Bases 156 to 818 code for a protein of 220 amino acids.
UUCCGGUCCAAAGGAUUUACAAAGCAGAAGUCACUCGAAAGGGAUUAGCUAGCUUGCUAGCAGCUGACACAUUUUAAAUGUGGGGAAAUAAUUAGCUCGUUUGAGCGGCGCUUACACGUAAAGAUAGCAACGUAGCUGAUAACCCAGCUGUUACCAUGGCAAUCCUUUUUGCUGUAGUGGCUCGUGGAACCACGAUUUUGGCCAAACAUGCUUGGUGUGGUGGAAACUUCCUGGAAGUCACAGAACAAAUUUUAGCCAAAAUCCCCUCAGAGAAUAACAAAUUGACCUACAGCCAUGGCAGUUACCUCUUUCAUUACAUCUGCCAUGACAGAAUCAUAUACUUGUGCAUCACUGAUGAUGACUUUGAAAGAUCUCGGGCAUUUACCUUUCUUGGUGAAGUCAAGAAGCGCUUCCAGACGACAUAUGGCUCCAGAGCUCAAACAGCCCUUCCUUACGCCAUGAACAGUGAAUUCUCCUCCACACUGGCAGCUCAGAUGAAGCACCACUCAGAUCCGCGGGGGUCGGAUCGUGUCACUGAGACUCAGAUGCAAGUCGAUGACCUGAAGGGCAUCAUGGUCCGCAACAUCGACUUGGUCGCCCAAAGAGGAGAAAAACUAGAGCUGCUGAUUGACAAGACGGAAAAUCUGGUUGAUUCGUCAGUCACAUUUAAGACCACAAGUCGAAACCUCACCAGGGCCAUGUGUAUGAAGAACCUCAAGCUGACGCUCCUCGUCGUGCUCGUGUGUUUCGUUGUCCUUUACAUCAUCGUCUCCGCUGCUUGUGGAGGCCUCAACUGGCCUUCCUGUGUAAAGAAAUGAGGAGAACGUGCCAGCUGGAGGAGAUAAAGGAAGAGGAAAGGUGCCUGUUUGCUUGUAAAUGGACAGAAAUCGCUCCCCGGCCUUCUACCAUGACUGGAACACAUGAUUCUUCUCCUCCUUCCAGCAGCUUGUAUCAAGAUUCUGCACAUUUAUUUGCCUUCAGGACCAGAGUCUCACCUGAUUCACACUAAAGGACAGCCGCCAUAAGGCCUGAAACCUCUGUGGAAAAUGUCUGAUUCAUCCAUGCACUUGAUUUUUUUUUUUUUUUUUCAGGUUGUGGUACCGUCCUGCACACAUCCAUGUAAAUGAGCUCAUCCACAGUCAUGAAGCUCAAAUAUAGCAUCUGUUUUUGAGGUCAGCAUCAACCUUACAGACCUUGAAACAGUUGGUAGCAUCCCUGUUGUCCUGCAGGAGAUGAACAGGACUCCUAAAAUAGUCUGCUCUUCAUUUAUGUAAUUAUUUUGAUAAAACUGUAGAGAGCACUGCAGUGUCCUCUAAAACGGAUGGUCGUGUAAAAUAUACCAGAAAUGAUCAUACAAAUAAAUAUUGUACAUUUGAUUUAUAUUACUCUAAUGUUUCUUCUAAAGCGGCUCUGAUUUGUGCACAAAUUUAGCUUCUUUUUGCUUGUAGACUUUAACAAAAAGCUUUUUUUUUUUUUUUACCAUUGGCUUCCAAUGUUCAGUGUGCCCUUUUUUUGUUAACACGAUGCACUUUUUUAAGAAUUCAAUUGUACAUAAAUAUACUUCACUGCAUCAUACCGCGAAUGAUCUUGUAAUAUUUAACUGUACAUCCAGAUUUACACGAAUAAAAUCUGAGAGUUGGGA